UCCAUUUUAACAUAACUUAAUCGACAUUACGUAUUCUAUACUGUGUCUCUGUAUGCACGGAUAUAUAGUAAAGUUAAAAAUUUUUAUUAAUUCGAACGACCGAAAUAAAAGUAUAAAUCGCAAAGGCAAAGUCGUGAAAGUUUUUUUUAGUUUUGUUUUCCUUCAUCAAAUUAAAAGUGUACAUGGAUUUGGUGGUGUCUUAUUAGGUCUCUCUCGGGUACUCCACUUGUUUAUCGAAAAACAAAUACGACCAACAACAAUGUCAGCUGUGAAUGUGAAACACCGAUGUCUCUAUCAUACAAUUUAAAAAAAAUAUUUUUAAACAACCUGUCUGCUUAUGUGUAAGUGAUUCGAAUGGUUUCGCGUGAUAUAUGGCGGUGUCGUUAACAAAUAAAAUGAAAUAUAUAGAAAAUUCAGUUUAGUUCAGUUACGUGCCAAGUUGGAUGGUGGAAUAUUUUUUUCUGUUUUCAUUUAUAACAUUGUAGCUGUUGAUCUGAAUUGAAAUCACUUGAUUAAUAAACGAACAGAAGGCAUCAAUAGACAUUUUCGUCAAAGGUAACACCAUUAUCAAGUGCAAUGCCAUCCAGCCACAUAUUGAACGCUAAACAAAUUCAAAAUAAAUAAGAAGAAAAAACGGCAGUUUGUUGAAAGCCAACGCAACACAAAAAUUUUAAAAACAAUACAAAACCUCAUUUCCAUCGCUUCGAUAUAAGAUGAAUUUUCGUUGAAACGAAGUAAAAAGAAAAAAAAAUUGAAAAAAAAAAUAAUUUUUUCUUAAAAUAAAAUCGAAAACGAUCAUUCAGCACACACCUUCAAAAUGAUCAGCAAUGUAAAUAUUCAACAGAGCUUCAACGUAUCCGAUCAUGGUAUUGGAAAUGGUAAUCAAGAUGCGAAAAGUGUGUGUGAUAACUACAAUAGUCAGCCAAUAUCAACGUCGUUGAGUACGCCAAUAAAUGAAGCUAAUGUGAUGCAUGUCACCGGCGAUAAUGGCUUUAGCAUAUACGAACGGAGUAUCGAUUUCCAUGCGAAUUUCGGUGGUGAUCAUAAUGUGGCAACAACCAAAGAUACAGCAACACGACUAGUGACCAGUCAGAUCGAACCAAAUUUAUUGCUCAAAAAUGUUAAUAACAACAAUCACGUGACCAGUACGGCAGCAGCCAGAGAAAUCGAAAAUGUGCACAAUUAUUCGAAGAAUUUGUACAGUACCGAUUCGACAUCGUAUAGCCGAAUGAUUGAAAAGAAAUCCGGUCGUAAUUACAACGAUUACGAUGAUGAUGAUGAUGAAGAGGACGAUGACGAUGAUGACAUUGACGGAAAUGGUGACGUUUCGAUGCCAAAUGUUGGCAAAAUUAAUGGUUCUCAGAUUGACGAUAUUCCGACGGCCAAAGGCAAAUUGGAUGAUGAUGAUAAGUCGACGCCCGAUCAUCAUGCACGGCGACCGAUGAACGCUUUUCUGAUAUUUUGUAAGCGUCAUCGAGCUAUUGUUCGUGAAAAGUAUCCGAAUUUGGAAAAUCGAUCGAUAACGAAAAUUCUUGGCGAUUGGUGGGCAAAUUUAGAUCAAGAGGAAAAAUUGUGUUACACCAGCUUGGCAAAACAGUACAAAGACGCAUUCUUCUCUGCAAAUCCAAAUUUUAAAUGGUACAAAUUGCCGGCACCACCACUACGCACCCUUUCAACCCGUCCAGGAAACACGGAUCGUCCACCGUUCAGUUACGCUUGCACUUAUGAUGCCGACAACAUUACAAAUGAUUCAAUGCACCGCACAAACGGCACCGUGCCGAUCAACGAGGAUGCGCCACCAACCAUCGGAACUAAGUCAAAUCGUGGACCAAAUGUAGGAAUUUUCAAAUUAGCCGACGAGACGCAAAUGGGUGGUUUGAACAGUUUGAUGGCCAGUUACGAUUCCAAGUCACUUUCAGGGAACAAUAAUCUAGGCGAACAUGAUGGGGAAUUAGACAAUGCCAUCAAUCCGUCGAAAAUGAAACUAACACCAACAAAUCGAACUGAACCGUUCACUAAUAUGCGAUAUCAUGCUGCCAAAAUGCAAUUACAAAUCGAUAAUCAAAUCAAUUCACAUGGAAACGACACAUCUGCCACUCCAUACGAUUCGAAAAGACCAAUCAAAGAAAUUUCACCAUCAGCUGCCGAUUUCGAAGAUUUUGUUCACCACAAAUUGCUGACGCCGGAAAAGAACAUCUUUUUAGAAGACGAAAACCUAAAGAAAUCGGCCAGAGCAUGCAAAGGCAAAAGAUAUUUGGAAUUUAUGAGCUCCGGUAAGAUCAGUCCAUCAUCGAAAAAGCUGAAAGUUCACCAUCCACACUCACCAACAUCGAAAGCAACAUUUGACAGAGAUUUCAAAGAAUAUCGCCAACAAUACAGCACCGCCGAUCACAUGUACGCCAGCCACGAUGAGUCGCUGAAAAGUGAAUAUCGAAAAAUGGACGGCACUGACAGCACCGGUGCAUUCGAUCCGGCUGACAGUAAACUAUUCGACGCAUCCGAUUUCGAUUUGGAGGAAAAAAUCCGUGCACUGCCCGCCCUAAGUUUGGACAAGUAUCUGUCGCGUAAACGCGAAACGAAAAAGAAGAAGAAAAUCAAUGCAAAGCGUCCGACCACCACCAAAUCACCGCAAACGAUCGGCGAGGCUAAAGAGCGGAUCCGCAUAUCGAUGGUGGGCAGCCAGAAGCGCAAAGCACGCAAAGAGAGCAUCACCCGGCGUGACAUCAAUCACGAAACUAUGGAAACCGUCGGCCUGUACGACAUCGUGGAAUCUCCAAUGGUCGAGGAAAACAUCGCCGCCCCAUUGACCACUGACAAUGCGUCCGAUCUAUUCUUCUUGGCCACAAUUGCUGAAGUUGCAGCUGGUGCUGUGAACGCAACGAUUGGAUCGUCGGCUGAACAAGUUUGAAUUUAUUUUUUAUUGAGAUACGAGCGACUGGUAAGUUAAAUAGUUUCUAUUUUUAAAGAAAAGAUCAUCAGGAUGUAUACUCUGGAACGUAAAUGAACGUGCUACACAACAUUCGUUUGCUAUAUGAAUCGAUUUGAAUUGAAAGAAAUAAGUCAAAAAAACGUAAAGUUUAAAAUAAUAGUCUUCGUUGAAGAGAAAUCAGUUCGUGGUUCGUUAGUUGUAAGGAAGUCAAUUUUUUUUUUAAUUUGUCUCGCAACCAUAUAGAACUUGUCAACCCUUCAACCCACACGCGCAUACACGUAAUUUUUAUGCUAAUCAAUCAAAAUAAUAUUCAGUAAAAAUGUAGCAAUAUUUAAAUUGUAGAGUUGUUAAAUCUUUAGGUGUUCGAAACACACACACACACACACACACAGUAAAUAAAAAAGAAAGAAAGAUUUAUAAUGCAACAACACUCUGGAGUGAUUUGCCUAGGUGUCAUACAUGAUUUAUACAUGCAUACAUACAAACAUAAAGAAGAGAUGAAGAGAGAAAUAUUUACAUUUAAAUUAUCAUUAAAAUUACUAUAAAAGUAACGUUAAAAAUAUAUUAAAAUAUCUAAAAAAAAACAAUUUAGACAACUUAGUAUCGAUCGAUAUAUAUAUUUUGUUAAAAAGAAAAUAUUUUCACACACAAAAAACAAAAAAAUUUUAUUACAACAAUCUAGUGCCUCGAUUUAAACGAAACAAAAGAAGAAAAAAAAAAUUAACACAAGAGAAAGAUAAGAAAAAAAUAUUCGAAAUGAAUUGCAUAGCAAGAAAUAAUAAUUUAUUUUAGAAAGAUCUAAACGUUAUACGUGGUUAAAAUGGUUACAUAUCAACAUCACCUAGGUCUUUUGAUCAACCGGAGUGUACCCUUAGAAUUGUGACUGUCAAUUUUUAUCAGCAAUGUACUAAUUAAGGUCUACACUCCACAGUCCAUUAUAGAUUUUGUGAAAAUUGUUAUCGUUACUACCGCAAAUAUCAAUGUGACAGCAUCAAUUAUUGAGAGUCCUGUGAAUUAGUGCUCAAACCCACAAUCUAUUCACACUUCGACAUGUUUACGUCAUUGACUUAGUGUCAAUUCCAUUUACAUGACAUGCAUCAAAAACCGUAUUUUUUAUGUUUCUAGCACUUCUUUCAGUGCCUCAACAUGUAAAAUCCAAUACAUAACUCGACAUAAAAGUAAAAAGUCUCCAUCGGUUUUGAUAAAAUCUGUUUUCAAUCGAAUUGGAUUUUCAUCGACCGUAGAAAGUAUUGUUUUCGUCUAUUGACCUCGGCUUCGCCUCGGAUCAACAAAAUUAACACGAAAACUCUUCCUUUUAUCCCUUGUUAUGUAAAAUACUGUUCGAUAUAUUUUUUUUUCUAUUCUGAUCAGCAAUUCUGAAUAAUGUCACGAUGUCGAUCCGUUCCUAAGUGAAAAGUGAACCUAACCGGUCUUACUCCUUUGCAUAUGUCAAAACUUUGUGUUCGACAGACAAGAUACAGAAAGGGAAAUCUUACAUUUGCAUUCAAUACAUGAUUGACAAUGUCAAGAUCAAUAGAAAGCUAUUUGUCGGGUCAGGUCAGAUCAGUGCAGAUCAAGUUAUGAGCUUAACUGCGUACUAGAAAGUUUGACCUGGUUUUUUUCUGCUUGACUUGAAACUUCAGUUUUUUGUGCAUAUUUCUACACUUUUUACUUUUCUGUAGAAGACAUUAAAUCUGACGAAUUCGCCUGUAAAUUCCGGUCAAUAUUUAAAAUUACGGUUGCAGGACGUUCGAGAUUAAUCUGAACAAUGACCUGAAAAAUUGAGGUCGGGUCAAAUUUAAUUUUCCUUUCAGUUCUAUAGGACCUGUCGUUGUCGUAAGCUUUUAACUAACGUUGCCUGAUAAAUGUCUACCAGGAUUUUUUUCUAGAAUUUCCAAAACUUUCAGGAAUUUCAAGUAUUUUUUUUGGGAAUUUUCAAAAAUUUAAAUUCUUGAAAUUCUCGAAAUUCUUACUUCGAGAACUUUUAUGAAUUUCGUCGAUUUAAGAAUCAAUUUGACGAACAUAUGCCAUGGUCUACUAAUCAAUGACUGUUCUGUACACAGCUAAGCAAAAUAGAGUUGAUAAAAGACGAUAACGUGGUCAAUAUACGUCUUCUUACGAUUUACGAAACUCGGGAACACGACAUUUACCCGAAAACUGGGAACCGAGAAAUAUAUUCCAACAUCGAGGACUGAUGAGACUCAGUACAGGACAAGUUCGGAUCUACCAAAAUUAAGUCAAUCUCACUGCCGAUACGUUGCUGAUACUGUAGAGGACAUAAUUUCAUGCUAAAUCUCUGAACAGGUCAGCUAUGUCAGCAAAUGUCAGAUAAUUCUAUCACGGAAAUUCGCAUUACACUGUAAUAAGCUAAUCACGUCUGUCGAAUGUUUUAUCGACGUUUCCGUAAAGGAUUGAAGUCUCGAAAAUAGAAUAAUAAGGCACGCAAAAUGAAUGCGCACUGCAGUCUUUUCCUUCAAAUUGAUAAUUAAAUCUUGAGCGUCAGUGUGCUUCACCAACAGAAGUGAUUCAGUCAGUCGACAAUUUCCGCAAUAUGUCCCGGUUAUCGACCACAAAAAAAAGAGUGCAAAAAUAUAAUAAUUUUUCCCAUUAGACCUAGAUGUUUUGAAUGAACCAGACCAGAUGAGGAAAAUUCUAUUGAUUAAGUUAUUAAAAGCGCUUAUGAUUAAUGAAAUUAAGAAUUUAAGAAAUUUUAUGAAACAAAUAAAAAUAAACCAACAACAACAACAACAAAAUCGAAUGGAAUUGAUAGAAUUGAUUAAUAAAAUGCGGUUUCAAAGCAAAAAAAAUAUUCAAUCAGCUAAGAAAAAUCAUUUGCGGAACAAUAUUAAAUGUUUGGAAAAUAAAAUUUGGAAAAAAAAGAAAGAAAAUUUUUGAAUAUACUUGGGAUGGGAUCAAAUUACGAUUGAAAUUUGUCAACAAACAUUGGUAAAAAUGAAAUGAAUUUCAUGAGUAAUUUUUAUGAAAGCUGUGAUUAUUUAUCUAAUAUUUAACAAGAAAAAAGUGAAUUGGAAAAUACUAUAGUUGACGAACGGGUAUGACCACAUUUUAUGAAAGAUAGGAUUUAUAAAUAUUUCGUUGAUUUUUAUCGUUUUUCUUCUUUUUUCUUUGGGUUUAAAAAUUGUCUUUUAAAAAUUUUAUUCAUUUCAUUGAAAUAUUUUGAUUAUUUUUUUUUUCGGUUUGAUGUUCGAUGUUAAAGAGUAUAUGAACGUUUUCGCAAAUAAGUAAAACAAAAA
Molecule: messenger RNA, 6183 nt
Organism: Bradysia coprophila
Lineage: Eukaryota; Metazoa; Arthropoda; Insecta; Diptera; Sciaridae
Biological process (GO): regulation of transcription by RNA polymerase II
Cellular component (GO): nucleus
Molecular function (GO): RNA polymerase II transcription regulatory region sequence-specific DNA binding; DNA-binding transcription factor activity, RNA polymerase II-specific
Source: RefSeq, a predicted model, not a curated record